Cladophialophora yegresii CBS 114405 is the source of this 1041-nucleotide messenger RNA. Its product is annotated as BUD32 protein kinase. Lineage: Eukaryota; Fungi; Ascomycota; Eurotiomycetes; Chaetothyriales; Herpotrichiellaceae. The transcript has a single exon. The record is from RefSeq and is a predicted model, not a curated record. Gene Ontology annotation, molecular function: ATP binding; protein serine/threonine kinase activity. Bases 1 to 1041 code for a protein of 346 amino acids. Gene Ontology annotation, cellular component: EKC/KEOPS complex; nucleus; cytosol. Gene Ontology annotation, biological process: protein phosphorylation.
AUGACAACCCCGGGCAACCCUCCCCUGCUCACCACCCAGAACUCACACCAGCCUGAAAGUGUCCUCCCCCUUCGCUCCACAGCCCUGCAAGACCAGCGGACCGUCCUCCCCACUCCCUUCACAAACACAUCCCCCCUACCGACUCUGAUAACACAGGGCGCCGAAGCCCUUCUCUACCGCACCCAUUUCCUCUCCCCCUCGGCGCCGGCGGCGCUGAAAUUCCGCCCCUCAAAAGCCUACCGGCACCCGACCCUCGACGCGCGAUUGACCAAGCAGCGCGUCCUCGCGGAAGCGAGGGUCCUGGUCAAGUUGAGCGCACUUGGGCCAGCAAGUGGAGUUAGUGUGCCCGCCGUGUUGAGCCUGGAAUGGGAUGUCGCGAGGAAAGUCAAAGGCCUUAGUGGCGAGCAGAGGGGCGCGAGGAGCGAUGCUGGACAGGGCGCGGGCGCAUGGCUCCUCAUGGAGUGGAUCGAGGGGAAGAGCGUCAAGGAGCUGUUGAGGGAGUGGGAUGCGUGGUAUAAGAGUCUGGACCGGGAUCGAGACGCCCCGGGCGUGCGAGAAGACAUUGCCGCGCAGGAAGGCGAGGUCAAGAAGCUCUUACGAAGGAUCGGACAGGCUGUGGGUGCGAUGCAUGCCAGGGGGGGUGUCGUGCAUGGGGAUCUGACGAGCAGUAAUAUCAUGAUUCGACCGCUUGGUGAGGGCCAGGGCCAGCAGAAUGAAAUGACGGACGGCAAGCAAAACGGGGCAGAAGAGACAGAGGCAGAUGCAAAGCCGAAACUAGAACCGCCAGACCUGGCGGGUGAGAUUGUGCUCAUCGAUUUUGGGCUGGCUACGCAGUCUGUGCAAGAUGAAGAUCGAGCCGUGGAUCUGUAUGUUCUGGAACGGGCGUUUGGGUCCACGCAUCCCCGGCAGGAAGGGUGGUUUGAUGCGGAGGUGUUACAAGGUCAGGAGGGAUACCGGGGGAGUUUCAAGGGGAGCAAUAUUGUGCUGAAGAGGCUGGACGAGGUCAGAUUGCGAGGAAGAAAGAGAAGUAUGGUUGGAUGA